UUCAGCAGCAUGCGGUGGCCCCGCCGGGAGAAGCCGGGCGGCGGGGCGAAGGAGGAGGACGCCGGCGAGGGCUCCGAGGGCCAGGCCAGUCCCAGCAUCCUCAAUACAGGCUCCCUCACCGCCAGCCUGGAGUGCAUCAAAGAGGAGGCAGCGCCGGGAGCACCCCUGGACGCCGCGGGGAGCUCCCCAGUGUCCAGGGAUGGAGAGCAGCCAGUGGGUCUCCUGGCCACUGAGGUCAUGCCCACCCCGGACCUGGCACCGCAGCCAGCCCCAUGUGGCCCUGGAGGAGAGGAGCCUCCCAGGAUUCUGCCCCAGGAUAAAGAGCUUCAUCCUGAACCCCCUGGUAGUGAUGGCCAAGAGAUCAAGGAGGACUCAGCUAAAACAGGCUGUGGGGACAUUAUUGCUGACCAGGAGGAUGACGUGGGCAGCGGCGGUGGCAGUGGUGGAGGUGGAAGUGAGAGGAGUGCCCCUGGGAUUGGAAAAGCAGGGGCCUCGAAGAAGCCUACCAGCGUGGUGACUUACCAGGGAGGAGGAGAAGAGAUGGCCAGCCCUGAACAGGUGGGAGACACUUGUACUCCGGAGUUUUGGGAUUUAUUGUCAUGCACUGAGGAGAAAUCACAGGGGACAUCAGGAAGGAAGGAAUCACCUGAGACCUACAAAGGUGAUAAGACAGUCAGGAGAGUUCAGGAUGGGGCAGCAAACGGGAAGCACAUUGGUCUUAGCCAGAUUCCAGUUCAUCACCACAAAGAAGACCAGAAAAAUAGAGAAAAGGAGCAACAGGAAGCCAUCCCCAGCAGUGAUGAGGGCUAUUGGGAUUCUACUACACCUGGACCUGAAGAAGACAAUACUAAUAGUAUUCAGAAAGAGGUAAUUCCCAGGGACAGCUACAGUGGGGAUGCUCUCUACGAUCUGUAUACUGAUCCAGAUGAAAACACAGCAACUGUGACUUCUGCAGAAAAUAUCACCCCAGUGACUUGUUGCAAGCCAUUAUCUCCAAUAACAACUACUUGUCCAGUCAAAACCCAUACAACUUCACUCAAGGAUUCCAAGAUACCCAUCAGUAUCAAGCAUUUUACAUCGCCACAUGGUAGCCAUGGCCAGGAUUCCAGUAAUAGCCAUCACAUUGUACACCAUCAGCCUACCAAAAGUGAGAUCCCUAGAACAAAAAUCCCUGUUUCAAAAGUGCUUGUACACCGAGCCAGUUACCGAAGCUUAACAGGGACAACAGGUAAAGCAGCCACAUAUCAUGAAAGUGCCAAAAAAUAAAAGGAAAUAAUAAUGGGCAUCUCAGUCUUUUCAGGAACCCACUAAUAAGCAGCUUGGCCUUGACCUCAUCUAAAGGAAGACACUUCCAUGUGCCCCUUUUAUGAAUGAUGAAUGCAAGGGACAAAUGCUUCUCAAUUCCAUCUUGAAAUACAACUUGUGUGUAUG
Messenger RNA from Python bivittatus (Burmese python), 1431 nucleotides. It is a transcript of the gene AMER2, whose product is annotated as APC membrane recruitment protein 2. Gene Ontology annotation, biological process: regulation of canonical Wnt signaling pathway. Gene Ontology annotation, cellular component: plasma membrane. Gene Ontology annotation, molecular function: phosphatidylinositol-4,5-bisphosphate binding; beta-catenin binding. The record is from RefSeq and is a predicted model, not a curated record. NCBI's taxonomy places the organism in Eukaryota, Metazoa, Chordata, Lepidosauria, Squamata, Pythonidae.